Messenger RNA from Leptinotarsa decemlineata (Colorado potato beetle), 2870 nucleotides. RefSeq names its product SH3 domain containing GRB2 like, endophilin-B (gene EndoB). Gene Ontology annotation, biological process: membrane organization. The record is from RefSeq and is a predicted model, not a curated record. Gene Ontology annotation, cellular component: membrane; cytoplasm. Lineage: Eukaryota; Metazoa; Arthropoda; Insecta; Coleoptera; Chrysomelidae. Gene Ontology annotation, molecular function: protein binding.
UGACAAAAUAAAUUGUGACAACUGACAACACUGUGUAAGCAAAUAAGGGGCAGUAGAAUGUUGAUGAUUGUCAAGAAAUCGAAUGAAAAAUAAUCCAUAAUUCACAGUUUAUACAGAGGGGAGAUUCAACAGGCAACGAAUAUGGAAUUUAACGUCAAAAAGAUUGUAAAGGAUGCUGGAGCAGCCCUAAGCAGAGUCGUGCAGAUGACAGAAGAAAAACUUGGCACCUCUGAAAAAACGGAGCUCGAUGCCCACUUCGAAAACUUGUGGGACAGAGCAGAAAACACAAAGAAUUUCACUGAUAGAAUCGUUCGAAACACUGAAGCCGUUCUCGUCCCCAAUCCAGGAUUCAGAAUCGAGGACUUUGUGUACGAAAAAAUAGAAAAGCAACGACCAGCAAGAUUGAGCAAUCUCGAGUAUCUCGGAGUUGAUAUGGUUGAAGCAGGCAACGCUUUGGGCCCAGGGACGGCGUACGGAAGUGCCCUCAUCAAAGUCGGGCAGUGGGAACAAAAACUGGGUCAGAAUGAAAGGGACUUCAUCGGGUCUGCCGGGAUGUGCUUCACACAACCUCUGAGGAGGUUCCUAGAAACGGAAAUGAAGACCAUCAUCAAAGAGAAAAAUGUACUGGAGACCAAAAGGUUGGAUCUUGAUGCUUGCAAGAAUCGCGUAAGGAAAGCAAGGAGUAUGUUGGGACAGACCGCAGCGGAAAGAGAUUUGAGAGUUGCCCAGUCAGAGUUCGACAGGCAGGCCGAGAUCACAAAGUUGCUCCUUGAGGGUGUCAGCAGUUCACACGCAGCUCAUUUGAGGUACUUACACGAAUUCGUGGAAACCCAGGCAAAGUUUUAUUCUCAAUGUACAACUAUAAUGACAGAUCUACAACGAGAACUGGCAAGUACGUCUGGUAGUCUACCUACUUCCUCUCCAGAUAGCGAAAUGACCAGGGCCAAAGUCCUGUACGAUUACUUAGCAAAGGAUGAAGGGGAACUUAGCUUGAAGGCGGGCUUGAUCAUUUAUGUAAAGGAAAUAUCGAACCCUGAUUACUUCAUAGGAAAAAUCGGUACUCGACAGGGCCUUGUACCAAAAACCUUUCUAGAGGUGCUCACCUAAUCUGUUACAUUCCAGUCUCCUUUAAUAUAAUCUUAAGAAAAAACCUGCACUAUCGGUGUCAUUUCGAUUCUCGGUGUUUGUCUCCAAGGAAAAUGUGAUUUUGCGUGUAUAUUUGAUGUUUUGUGAUGAAUAAUGAAAGAACAUUUCUUGAGAGACUGCAUAUCUGUUUUUUUUUCAUUUACAGUGCAAAAAUAUUGAAAAAACGUAAAGAAUUGUAAUUUUUUAAGAGCUACAUUUUUUUUAUUGAACAUGAAAGAAAUGUUUUGUCUAAAAAGUGUUCUUUCUCAUGUUCUCUUUUUGUAUUUUCAUUCUCAUACUUGUAUACAACGCCUAGGCCUAGAGUGUUGGGACCAAUAUGAGGCCAAAUUAAUUGAAUAUUCUUUUUCUCAUGUCAUUAGCCCUCUUUACUUUCUCAAAAAAAAAAUGCGCUACAAUCAAAAACCUAUGGACAAAACCAUUCUUGGAAUGUUUUCUUAGUCAAAAUUAAAAUGCUGGUACACUGCGCCGUGAGGGAAGCCAAGACCAUAAAAAAAGAAGAAGAAGAAGAAAAUUGAAAUGUAUGCUGCGGUAGAAAUAGCAAACUUCUAUUUCACCAUAUAAAUAUUGGUCUCUUCACUCUAAUUGUGUCAAAAAAUAUAUUUGAUCGACCUGUUUUUUUCCAACAGAUAACUUCUAUUGCCAGUGGUAUAAUUUUCGAGUCAUGGGAAUCUUCUACCCAUAGCAGUUGACGUCAUAAUGACGUAAUUUGACAUUUGAGGGCUUAUGUCGAUAGUUUAACAUGGUCUCAUGAGGAAAAGAUUUCCAUGACUCCAAAAUGAGGCCUCUGGAUGGAAUAUUGUAGAUACAUCAUAUGCCGUGUUAACAGAUAUUAGUUUAUUAUAUUAAUAAAGUACAUUCCAAUUGUGAGCUGAGGAAAAGACAAUAUGACUUAAGUCUUGCAAGAGGUUAUUUAAUAAAUCAUUUUUCAUUAGAUGAGGUUAUGAUUUUCAUAUAAAAAACAAAGUAGAGGGUCGAAGCUUUAUAACUCUUCAAAUACAAGUAUUCUCAUAUUUAUUGGUAGUUUUGUAUUGAUACUCUGAUUAAUCUGUAAUUUUUAAUAGUUUCCAAUCUUUAUUAUCUUGAAACCAAAUAGUGAUUAGUUUUUUUAUUCUAUUGGUAAGAUUAUUUUCAACUCAAAGGUAUCAUGACAAUAUUAUUCAAAUAAAUAAUUAUGUUCAGAAACCCUGAAGAAUAUUCCUAGUUUUUUCUAAUCAAAUAAUAAAUUUGUCUGUUACUCUGUUAAUUAUUAUAUAAAAUAAAGUCCAAUUGUGUAUCUAAAUAUACAGGACUACAAAGGUACAGAAUAAUAUUUUGUUUCAAUAUAUUGAUUUACUAAAUACUCUAUAUCAUGUUUAAUAUAAUGAGCAAUUGUCAGUUUUCAUGAUACACUAGUUUCUUUUUUUUUUGAUGAAAUGUCAUUUUGUACUUUUGGCCUGUCCCCUGUAUGCUAUUUUAGACUGCAAUAAUUAGUCAAUUUCGUAUAGACAGCGUGCAAUUAAACAUAAUAUCAACAAAGCUUGUAACUCUUUUGAGUACAACUUGUUAAAACGUAGUAUGGUCUACAAAGAAACCAAUGAAUUUGUGAUGAUUAGCGAAUAGAAAAAUAAUAGUGAGGAAGUAGAAAAAUGUAGGUGAAAGUAGACCAUAUAUCGCUUUCUAAGCUGUACACAAAUUUUCAAACUGUUAUCGUUAAUCAAUAAUUAUAAAUAAAUCAAUUCAAGUUA